Messenger RNA from Pelmatolapia mariae (spotted tilapia), 4181 nucleotides. It is a transcript of the gene znf438, whose product is annotated as zinc finger protein 438. The transcript is spliced from 5 exons. NCBI's taxonomy places the organism in Eukaryota, Metazoa, Chordata, Actinopteri, Cichliformes, Cichlidae. Gene Ontology annotation, cellular component: nucleus. The record is from RefSeq and is a predicted model, not a curated record. Gene Ontology annotation, biological process: regulation of transcription by RNA polymerase II. Bases 310 to 2640 code for a protein of 776 amino acids. Gene Ontology annotation, molecular function: DNA-binding transcription factor activity, RNA polymerase II-specific; sequence-specific DNA binding.
AUGGCUGUAGAGAAACAGUUUUGAGGAUCGACGCUUUUGCCAGGUUUUUAAGAAAAAUGAGCCACCCUGUAGUUUGAGGGCACAUCCGCCACAUAACUGGGGAUCCAGGUGGCGCACGUUGGUGGCAUGUAUAGAACUGGUUGGAUAAUCCCCCCCUUCUGCAACCUGCAAAUUUAAGCGUGCAAGAAAAUUUGAGGAGUGCGGAGACUGGGGGGGGAGGGGACCACAACCUGGGCACCAACCAGAAAGUGAGCAGCUGAAAAGGAAGGAAAGAUCAUCCAAUCGUUGGUAGUGACUGCAGACCAUCAGAUGAAGAGCCUUCAGUUUCGGAGCAUUGCCCCCAAGGCCCCGGCUGUGGUGCCCUCUCCUUCCCCUGCGGUCCAGUCCUGUCAGCCCUCAUCUGCUCUGCCUGAGGCUACCACUGCCUCAAGCCCCAAGUCCAUCAUUGUGCCCACCCAAAACUAUGCACUCAUGCAAAUAGCAGGUCAAGAUGGCACAUUCUCCCUGGUGGCGCUCCCACCUUCUGUUUCUUCUCAGUCGCCGCAGCAUCAGAAGAACCUUAAACUACCCAUUCCCAGAUACCAGCCAAUGAGGAGCAAGGGGACCACAGAUAAGGUCAAAUCUCCUCCACUACCUGCCAGGGUGAAAACAGCCUCCAGAGUUUCUGACUCAGCACAGACCAAAUCAGUGGGUUGUGGAGCAUCAACAGCUAUUAAGAAGAAUCUACAAGAGACCAAGCACACAAAGGAAACCCUAGUGCCCAAAGAAGAGCCUUCAGAGCAGCUAAUUCUAAUAGACCCAGCCUCCUCUGACAUCUCUGUUACUGCUCUUCUACCAGAUAAUGCUGUCCUCUACCCGGGUUCUCAGUUGGAGCGAGUACCAGAUGGCUCAGAACAACCUACCACCACUGGUCUCAUUCAGAACCUGCAGUACCCCCCUGCUUCCAUCAAAAGCUCCCAAAGCAAAUCACCGGAGGACAAUAAGACUACAGUGAGAGUGUGCCAAUCUAAGCUGGCUGCAGCCCAGACCCAGGGCAGUAUCACUGUCCUUUCUCCAGCUAUCUUCAGUAAAGCAGUCCAGAUUAUCCCAUCCCCACCUAAGGGGAAAUUACCCAUUUUGCCCUACUCUAAAAUGAAGAGCACCCUCAUCCCAGCUGCCAAGCUCAAUAAUUUAUCUCCAGAAAAGAAAAGUUUACCUGGCCCGAAAGGACUCACCAGCCCUUUAGAUUCUACAUCCAAGUCCCACGAGACAGCUGAAACCUUGAGUCACAACCGGGUGCCUAACUCCAGUCUAGAGCCUCAGGCCCAGCCCACACUAAUGCCUGUUGUAGGAACACUCCAGAAGCCACCUGGCAAGAAGAGAGGAAGGAAGAGAAAAACGAUGGAAGACAUCUUAGCUUUUGAAGCCCGCAAGAAAAGGUCUUUAUCCUUCUUCCGUAGAAGAGUCCCGGAGAAACAGCUGGCAGUUGUUCCAGGAUCCAAACAAAAGGAAGUUGAUAUUUCAAAAAAAUACCGCAGCAUUAGACCCAAGCCCAUGUUGGUGAUGGAGACAGUUCCCCAGUUGGUUAGUCUGCCUGCUAUUACGCCAGAUGGCCAAGAACAGGAGCUCAUACUUGGUCAUCAGCUCCCCACCUCUACCACAACAAAAGCAUUGGACUGUCCACCUCAGCCAACCCCGGUAACCCUCCACCUCAGAGGGGGCGCCCAUCCUAGAGUGUUCAUAGGAAGCCGACCGCCCCACCGCUGCCCCACCUGCAGCCGCUGCUUCAAAUUCAAGCAUCACCUUCAGAGCCACAUGAACAGUCACGCCAACAAUCGGCCGCACAUCUGCCCCGUCUGCCGCAAGACGUACGCUCACUCAAGCAGCCUGAGCACCCACAAGAAGCUUCAUCACUCUGAGGUACGGCCACGUCGUUCUCUAUCCUGCGAGUUCUGCGAAAAGGCCUUUGGAUAUGUUGGGGUAUACUUCAGUCAUCUGAGAGAGGUCCAUAAGGUGGUGCUAACCGUGGAGCCGUCAGUCAGUCAUCAUGAGGAAGACGUGCUUGUAGAGGGGGCCAGCUUGCCGGAACCAUCAGAUGAACAGGAUUGUGAAGAUCCUGUGGAGCUGCAGAUCAAAUGUGGCCGCUGUCAGGCAAUCACUCCCACCUUUGCAGACAUGAAGAUGCAUUUGCGAUAUGUGCACAGGGAGGAGGUCCACAUUCAACUCUGUGAGGGCCAAGCCCCAAGGGGAGGCCGUGAGGCCGAGAAUGAGCUGGUAAAGCACGCUGCCCACUACUGGCGACAGUUAAAUGAGAAGCGCAAUCUGGUCAAGUGUGGAAGCUGCGACGAAGAAUUCUUUUCUUUCUCCAAGCUUAAGAAGCACAUCAUGUCCCACCACCGAGGAAGGGAAGGAGAUGACAGCGGGGUCCUCCCAUCACCAGAAAGCAGCGGAGGCCUCGGCAUUCUUGCCACAGGUGCAGUUUUUAACUGUGUGCUUUGCAGUGAGGUGCUAGACACUAAAGAGCUGGUCAUGGAGCACUGGAGGUGUCACCACCACUGUGAGCGUCCGAGCCUGCUGUGGGAUGCCCUGAGCUCAUACUCUGGCCAGGAAGAGGGCGAGGCAGACCGGGAUCUGGAAACUCCCGCUCCAAGCCCGCGUUAGCCGACUGGCCCUUUGGGUUGGCGUGGGCUCCUCCUCAUACACACUCAGUUCUAACAAUCAGCAGCGCAGGGAUAGAGAUCUUCUCUUAUAGCACUAGUUUCAUCUUUCACCACUGGAGAAAUCUGACCUUGUGCAAAAGAGGAAAAACAGUAAAGAUAAAAUCAAGCUUGUGGUGAAAAGUGAUCUUUGUGUUAAGAUUUGCAAGAGAUGCUCUCGCUAGGUCAGAGAAUCCAGUUUUAUACACAAUAUCAUUUUUCAUGUUAUUUUGAUUGCACUGUUCUGUUUUUGGACUUUAUUUUGUUUGGAAGUAUGUAUUUAAUAUCUCGUUGGAAAUGCAAAUGAUUAUUUUCUAUCUAUUGUUUAUUUAAAAGUUAUUAGAGGUCAUCCAUGACCCAACUGAAAUAGUCGAGGGGUCAUUUCACCCUUUAAUAUAUCUAGCCAUGCAGAUAAGAUCAGAUUUUCUUAUCUUUUCCUUUUUGUUAAACGUGCCGAACCAAAACGAAAAGUGACACCACACAAGAUCAAAUGUUUAAAAGCGAAACAUUUUUUUGUAGCCAGAUCAUCCUUUCCAUGUAACACCAGGCACAUUUUUCAGAGGACAAAGGUUUAGCAGUCAACUGCUGUAGCUCCAAGUUUGUUGUUUAUAAGUCACAAUAGCUCCUGCAGCUUCCUACUCGUUAUUUCCCAUGCAUUUUGCUAUUUUUAUGAGCAAAACAUUACUGCGGAUAUGUAAAAUGUGAGCACAAACUAAUUCUAGUCACCUCCAUUUAUCAGGAUAGAGUCAGAAAUCUUAAAGAUGACUCAAGCUACCAGGUCUGCAUGGCUAGAUACUACAACAGAGCAUUGAGGAGAUCAUUUUAUUCGGGGACGGCUGAAUUAAAAGUAGUUCAUUGCGUACCAUCGCAGUGGCUGACAAUUUAACCACUGGCCUUUGCGUCAUAACAGUUUAAAAGUGUUCUGUAACUGUACAAUCCUCAGUGUAGUAUUGCUCGUGUAACAGAGUCCGAUUAAGGGCAGUAUUGGGGUCCAUUAUCCACCUGGACCCAUGAAGGAACACUUUUCUUAACCAGCACCCAAGUGACAUCCUUGUGGCCUUCUGAGAAAAAAAAAAAAAACGGAAAAAAAUGUUGGUGUUCAUGCGUAACGUGACUUAUCAUCGGUAUGGUCCUCAGUAGGCCGAGUUCUAUCUUCUUGACUUGUCGAUUAAUGCCUAUAUGUGUAUUCUGUGAUAUGCCAAGGGUCUAUUCACACUUGUGAUUGUAGAAGUGAGGUUUGCAUUGAAGCUUUUUCAACCACUGACAGAAUACCAUCGGUUUAGUAAAUACACAAAGGAAAACCAUUGAAUUGCCUACCUGUUGUUGCCAGCUCAUGUACGCACCUGUGGAAUCGUGUGCACCUAGACUCUGAAUAGAGUUAAUAUAAACUGUUGUCAAGUCCAGAAAAUAUGCUAUUUUAUACUAUAUAGAUUAUUAAAGAGGUCUCUUAGAAUAUUUAUGCUUGUUAUUGGUCCUUAAAGAACCAGCACUGAGACAUUUGUUGUG